AUGUUGUCGCGCGCUGCUUUGUCUAGAGCUGCUGCUCUGCUUGUUCGUGUGAAGCCUGCUGUUGGCUCGAGACCACUGGGUACGCUAUCUCGCCCUCGCUUUGCCGCUACACCUCUUCAGAUCAGAAGUGCCUCGCAUGUAAACAACUUCAAUCGAUGGCUGUCGACAAAGUCUGCCGCCGAUGAGGCUAUCGAGGAGAUUACUGAGUUAUAUGCUACUGCCAGAGACGAGUUCGAGAUCGCCAUGGAAGAGACCGAGAAGCAGACCGUCUACGCCGAAGCCGACCGCGAGGCAGCAAGAGAGGAAUUGACAAGAGUUCAAGAAGCAUACAAGACCAUCAUCGAGGGUCCCGACACAGAAUUGGCAGAGGAAGUCAAGAGAAGAAUCGGUCAGAGAAUCCGCGAAUUGGAGAAUGGUGUCCAAAAUAUGGAGGAAUUCGCAAUGAACCAAGAUUAG
Aureobasidium pullulans EXF-150 is the source of this 456-nucleotide messenger RNA. RefSeq lists its product as uncharacterized. The transcript is spliced from 2 exons. Bases 1 to 456 code for a protein of 151 amino acids. The record is from RefSeq and is a predicted model, not a curated record. NCBI's taxonomy places the organism in Eukaryota, Fungi, Ascomycota, Dothideomycetes, Dothideales, Saccotheciaceae.